AUGGUUGGCGAUAUUACUGAACUUUCACUGGAUGAAAAAGUGGAUUUGCUCAUUGUUUCGGCGUUUCCUAAUAACUACAAUAUAUCGACCCGGAGCCUGAUCAAAAGCCUAUAUGAAAAGUUUCAUCUAUCAGUGGAAAAUCUGGCAAGGGAAAAAGAUAUGGACCUGAGGACAUACUUUUCUUGCUGGUUAUCAAAACCUCUUCCAAAAGAUCUCCCUUUCUCUCGACUUGCCUGUUUUGAAAAACGAUCCACCCAAAUGACACCAGUUGAGCAGAUUGGUGAUAUGUUUCGUGGGUUCAUGCCAAUUUUUAAUUCUCAAGACACAACUGUGAUAACUCCCCUGCUUGGAACUGGUCAACAGCACUUCCCUGAUUUAUUCGUCUUAAAGAGGACCGUUGAAUGUGCUUGCCAUUGGAUGAAAGUUGGCUUACCCCUCAAAUGUCUAAAGAUUGUACUUUUUGACAAAGAUCCUUAUAAGAAAAAGGAGACGACUGAAGAGUGUAUAAAAGAAUUUGCCAAACUGAAGACCAAAUGGGAAGUGUCUCGGAUUUUCCAGAUGCUGAAACCAAGUCAUGAUAUCUUCAUUUCUCACAGUCCAAGAGAUUUCCAGACUGCCAUGAUGCUUAAGUCAGCAUUGGUGACAUUUGGCAGAAGAUUUAAGGUUUUUUGUGAAAAAACUACAAAGAAAGAGGAUGACAUUUUACCAGAACAUGUCUUAUCUGCGAUGUAUGGAUGUAAAAGGGUCUUAGUAAUUCUGACACAAUUUUACUUGGAGUCAAAAGAUUGCUUAGAUGAAUUCAACAUUGCACUGUGCCUGAAAAGAAAUGCAAAAGAAAUGAAACUGAUUCCAUUGUGCCUGGAAAAGUUACAGAACUUGCCGCCUGUUAUUGGCAAUGUGCAAUAUAUGGACUGCAGUCUGGAUCAUGAAGAAAGUCUAACAGAGAAAUUCGAUGAAGUUAGUGAAAAGAUCAUAACAGAACUGAUUCUAAUUAAACCCAAACAACAGUUCAUUGCGAAAUCAGUGCAAGCAAAGAAUAAAUACGAUAUAUUUGUUUCCUACCCUACCAAGAAUGCAGAAGUCAUGAAAGUUGUUUAUGAGAUACUUCACAAACACAAUCCACAGUGGAAUAUAUUUUAUGAUAAAUUGGAAUUAAAAACUGGUAGUAAUUGGCAGCAGUCGAUCUAUGAUGCCCUUGAAGUAACGACAUGUUGUAUUAUCUUGGUGUCCCCUGCUUACUUUGAGUCAGCCAUGUGUCAAGAGGAAUUCAACAUUGUUGUGGCAAAAUGUAUAUCAGAAGAAGAGAAAAAUCAACCCUUACUGAUUCCAAUAUGCAUUAUAGAUGUCGAAUCUAUUCCUGACUGGUUUGGUCAACUUAAUAUUAUUGAUGCCCGAGAAAGUCUUUUAGUUCCAACCAUGGAGAAAUUGGCAGCCCAGCUACAUUUAAGCUUUAAGAAUGGCAGCAUCUGGAAAGAUUUUCAUUGGUUGAUCACCAAGGAGAUGAAAAAAAGGAUUUCAGUCAAAGACAAAACAGUGAAGUUCCGGGAACAUUUGUUUAAGGAGAAUUAUAAAAUAGAGAAGCAGACUGUUGUGCCCAAAUGUCAGACCCCCAAGUGGGCCGACGCCUGCAGUGUGUUAUUUUGCUUUGCUCCAAAUGACACAAAGUUUGCUGCAUCCUUAAUGAAUAUCCUCUUAGAUUAUUUGCCUCGGAUGGAAAUCCUUUUAUUUAGUAAAUCGCAUCAGGACAGGUUGUCCUUGUUGAACCAAGCUGAUCACAUUAUAAUGUUUGUGUCGGCUGAAUACAUAUCAACAGCAAAGGGACUUGAGGAACUCACUAUUUGCUUCAAUCGUCAGAGACAAGCCAAACACCGAUUUCUACAUUUUGCUUGCACGGCGGAGAUCCCUGACUGCUUAUCAUAUCUUCAGAUUCUGCCCUACAGCAUUGUUUUCUCUGAUCCGCACAUGAGUAAAAUAACAAAGAAAUAUCCAGAGAACACGACAUUGGUAUUUGAAAAUGCAGGUAUUCAGGGCACAUUUACUUAUGCCCGAUAUGAAGUGGCAGCUUUGAAGAAAUUUGCUUUGGAUAUUGUCAGUUCUUUUGUUGAAGGAAGCCAUGCAAACAAUAACACAGGAAACCUAUUGAAUAUUUUCAGAAUACAAAGAAAAAAAUGUUCAGCUCCUUUGAAUAAAUGCCUGGUGCCAUUGCCAUAG
Acanthosepion pharaonis is the source of this 2211-nucleotide messenger RNA. NCBI's taxonomy places the organism in Eukaryota, Metazoa, Mollusca, Cephalopoda, Sepiida, Sepiidae. The record is from the annotation of a GenBank genome assembly.